Messenger RNA from Oppiella nova, 496 nucleotides. NCBI's taxonomy places the organism in Eukaryota, Metazoa, Arthropoda, Arachnida, Sarcoptiformes, Oppiidae. The record is from the annotation of a GenBank genome assembly.
UGUUCAUCAUAGCGUCGUGUAUGUUGGUGGCUGUUCAGGGACUGAGUAUUCGUGGGUCCGUCAGUCCCAUACUCACCGGUGCCGACGAUAUUACGGAUACAGUCGGGGAUUUCGGAAACGAAGACCUGGGGGAUGCCUCGGGAACCUUCGUAGAUGUUGAUGACCAGGGUAAAGAUGCACUCACAGAUGGCUUUAACGAGGGUGCUCAAGGUAUCAAGGUCAAGGUCAAGGUCAAGGUCUGGGUCCCCUAGAAAGUGAGAUUGACGAGGAGACUGGACUACCCCUGACUGAAGUCUAUGAAGAGGUGCAAGAUGAGUUAGGAAAUGUUAUUGACACAGUUGAGGACAUACCUUGCCCAGUUCCCGACGCUACCAAUGCUGUACAAGGUGUUGUAGACGAUGGUACCGGUGUCGUUGAUGGUGUUAUUGGUACGGCUAAUGAUGCACUGACUGAAUAAGAAUUUUGAUCAUGAUAAUAAAAUUGUAUUUGAUUUAUA